Molecule: messenger RNA, 864 nt
Organism: Racocetra persica
Lineage: Eukaryota; Fungi; Glomeromycota; Glomeromycetes; Diversisporales; Gigasporaceae
Source: the annotation of a GenBank genome assembly
AUGCAAAUUGAUUAUUUGCCUAACGUUCACAGUAGUGCGGUAUUCGCACGGGGCGAAACCAAAGUUCUUUCGGUAAUAACCAUCGGUAAAGUUAGUGAAAAACAGUUGGUUGAUAGCAUUUUCAAUCGCUCUUAUAAACAUUUUAUUCACCAUUAUAAUUUUCCGGGUUUUGCCGUCAAUGAAAUUGCUAGUUAUCGGGCGGUUUCGAGACGCGAAAUCGGACAUGGAGAAUUAGUAGAAAAGACUUUUGAUUUCUUAAUUCCGGCUCCCGCUUCAUUCCCCUACACGGUUCGGGCAGUCUCGGAAGUUCUUUCUUCAGAUGGUUCCUCUUCACAAGCCUCCAUUUGUGCCACUUCUUUGUCCUUGAUGACAGCCGGGGUGCCGCUAAUUAGACCGGCUGCCGGCAUCGCUUUGGGUCUCUUCGAAGGGCAGAUUUACAACGACAUUAACGGCCUAGAGGACAAAUUAGGUGAAAUGGACUUCAAAAUUGCCGGUACCGAAAAGGGCAUUUGCUCCAUUCAAUUGGAUGUCAAAAACCAAGGAAUUAGCCAGGAGUUAAUAAGGUCGAGUUUAGCCAAGGCCCGCCAAGCCCGAAUCUAUUUGUUGGACGAAAUGAAAAAGCAUAUUUAUCGCCCUCGCCCGCAUUUACCAACCCAAGUUAUUAAAUGUCUCCAAUUGCCAGUACCCAAAGAAAAAAUUGGUCUAAUUAUUGGACCUCGUGGCAAAACCAUUAAUCAAUUGACCGAGGAAACGGGUUCAACCAUUGAGGUUCAAGCGGACGGCUGCGUUCUUAUCUAUCACCAGGAAGAGGACCAGUUAGAAAAAACUUGCCAGGCAAUUAAAAAAAUAAUUAGAAAUGGUUAA